AUGUCUAAUUGCGUGCCGCAUGAGCCGGUGGUGUCACGGCUCUCUGGAUGCCUGUACGAGCGCUCGUUGAUCGAGCAGUACGUCGCCGAUCACGGCAGGUGUCCCGUCACUGGCGAGCCGCUGCGGAAGGAGGACCUCAUCAUGGUUCGACCGACGGUGUUGAAGCCGGCAGUAGCGGCCGCGGCCUCAGCGGGCGGGGGUGGGGCAGUAUCAUCCGGCAGUGAGACGGUUCCAGGCUUGCUGGCGAGGCUCCAUUCCCAGUGGGGCGCCAUUAUGCUUGAGCAGUUUUCGCUGCGGCAGCAACUUGCCCAGACACAGCAGGAGCUGGCGCAGGCGCUUCACCAGUACGAGUCCGCGUGUCGAGUGAUUGCGACGUUUAUCAAGGACCAUGACGCGGCAGGCGGGGAGAGGGCUCAGUUCUUGCGCGAUGAAAAUGAGAACAACGGUGACAACAGUGCGGGAACCUCGCUGCCAGACACCGCGUUAAGGGACUUAGGCGAGUACGACGCCCUUCAGCGCGUCAAGCGGAAGACCAGAGUGGCCUCGCCGUCGUUGGCCUCCGCCCAGAACGUGCGAGACUUUGUUGAGGACGGCUGCAUCGAAGUCGGGAAGAGUGUCUGGGCCGUCGCUCUCUCCACGGACAACACUGUUUUCGCCGGCAUAGACGACGCGACGGUUGCCCAAUACGACGUGGCAAACGGCCGCAUAUGUGCGACGGGUCUUGGGCACGAACGCGCCGUGCGCCACGUCGUCUCGUACAACGCCGGCGGCGCCCUCCGUGUCGUGUCGGCGUCUGACGAUGCCACGCUACGUGUGUGGAGCUGUGAGGCAGAUGCACUGCUGUGCCAGGGAGUUGUUCGCCAGCACAACAGCGGCGUUGUAGGACUUGGGGGAGUUAUGGCUGGACACCUGCUUCUCUCCGCGAGUGCGACUCGCAUUGGGCUGGCCGACAUUGGUCGCAUGGAGUCCGUCGCGUCCACCACGGCGGCGGCGGAGGGGCUCGAGGCCUUCAUGUGUUUGGGGGUGCACCCCUAUGGCUCCGUUGCUGCGCUCGGAGUAGACGGUGCAGGGCUCUGCAUCUGGAACACGCGUCAGAUGUGCGUGGACACCCUGGUCUCACUUCACGGCGAGGACAACGUCUGCAGCGUGGCGUUUAGCGCGGACUGCUUCACCGUGGCGACAGGGCUGCGUGGCGGCAAGACACUCCUGUGGGACCUGCGGAAGAUGUCAGGGCCGCUGCACACCGUUGCCCCCUUGUCGGCAACGCCCUCUACGGCGUCUUCUGCCGGGUGUAGCGACCUCCCUGUCGUUUCCUUCGACGGCAGCGGCAAAUACCUCGCGGUGGCCGGGAGAGAAAUCCGCCUCUUCGACUGGGAUAACGCGGUGUUGCAGGGCUUGGCAACGCUUAGCUUCCACCUGCAGCCCGCCACUGGGGUCUGCUGGGGCGUGGACGCGCGGAGCCUCACCAGCUGCUCGACAGACGGAACGGUGAAGUUGUACGGCACAGCGUGA
This is a messenger RNA of Trypanosoma rangeli, 1512 nucleotides long. RefSeq names its product putative splicing factor XB2. Lineage: Eukaryota; Euglenozoa; Kinetoplastea; Trypanosomatida; Trypanosomatidae. Gene Ontology annotation, molecular function: ubiquitin protein ligase activity; protein binding. Gene Ontology annotation, biological process: mRNA splicing, via spliceosome; protein ubiquitination; DNA repair. Bases 1 to 1512 code for a protein of 503 amino acids. Gene Ontology annotation, cellular component: cytoplasm; U2-type catalytic step 1 spliceosome; Prp19 complex. The transcript has a single exon. The record is from RefSeq and is a predicted model, not a curated record.